This is a messenger RNA of Coffea eugenioides, 594 nucleotides long. RefSeq names its product optic atrophy 3 protein homolog. Gene Ontology annotation, cellular component: mitochondrion. Gene Ontology annotation, biological process: regulation of lipid metabolic process. The transcript is spliced from 4 exons. The record is from RefSeq and is a predicted model, not a curated record. Lineage: Eukaryota; Viridiplantae; Streptophyta; Magnoliopsida; Gentianales; Rubiaceae. Bases 1 to 594 code for a protein of 197 amino acids.
AUGAUCAUACCAGUUAUUAAGCUUGGAACGCUUGCUCUGAGGACCAUCUCAAAGCCAAUCGCUAAUAGGCUCAAGAAAGAUGCCGGUUUGCACCCCAAAUUUCGUGAUUUCAUCAUCAACAUUGCUCAGGCAAAUCACAGAUUCUCGACCAUCAUGCAAAGGCGAAUUUAUGGAUAUUCAUCAGAUCUUCUGAUCCGCCCGCUGAAUGAGGAGAGGGCUGUACAAGCAGCCGCAGAUAUUCUUGGAGAACUCUUCGUCUUCUCAGUAGCAGGACUUGCUUUAGUCUAUGAGGUGCAAAGAAGUUCAAGAGCAGAGGCUAGGAAGGAGGAAAAGAGGAAGCAAGAAAUGGAGGCGAUACAGCAAAAGAACCAAGAACUAGCGAAAGAAGUUGAAACUCUAAAGAAUAAGGUGGAAGCAGUUGGAAAUUUGCAGCGCAAAUUGGAAGAGGUGGAGCAGGCUGCCAAAAGAUGCAGUUCCCGGAACUUGUUCAAGUUGUGGAAUGCUCAGACACCUGCUUACAGAUCGGAAAGCAGACUCAAGCAAGCAACACAGGAGAGUUCAUGCACUGACUUGGACACAAUUGGAUACAAUUGA